GAAUACUACAUUUUCAACCAGUCCCUCAGUGCAGCUGGACCAAUGUCACCUGAUGUUAGUUGCCAAAUAUUAGAAAUACCUGCUUUAGGCAGGAAUUUUGAGUUGGGAGGUUUGUAUGACAGCCGCAAUGAUCAGCUCUUGCCAGGAUUUUCACUAUGGGAUAGAUCCGAAUUGGAGGCACGUUACUUGAAUGUUAUCUGUCAAAACCGUACAAGUUUUGUCUUAAUUGCGUCCGAUAAGCUGAGUGAGAAGCUGCAAAAACUCAAAGUAAAUGGCGCACUUCAACUGAGCAUUCUUUACGGCUUGAUUAAGCUUAAUGGAUCGGCCAGCUUCUUAAAUGAAAAAAAAAAAACUCACCGCGAGUCAAGCAUUCACGUUCGAUGCCAUCACGGCACCUUAGUCAAGUCACUCACUAUGCAUCAUCUAGGAGAAGGUAAGAUCACUCACCUUGAUGUUGCUAAAAGUGGAGCAAAUAAUUUAGCGACGCAUGUCGUAACACAAAUACAAUACGGGGCUGACGCCACCUUUACCUUUCGAAAACGCAUCAACCAAAGCGAAGACAAGCAAUCAGCUAACGGCAUGCUCGAAAUCUGUGGAAAUGCUCUUAUCCAAGUAUUAGGUCGUUCUCUGGGAGGCCAAUGUGAAGGUGAGAAAGUGGAUCUUGACAGUGGAAAUGAAACAGGUAUCGAAUGUAAAUUUGAAGGUGAUUUCAAAAUUCCGCGAGAUCGUAACACUCCAACCACCUAUGAAGAGGCCAUCCAGUUUGCAGGACAAUUUAGUAACUUCUUACCUGAAUGGAUAGCAAAAGACACUGCAGGUGGAAAUGAACCGCUUGGCUUGCCUUGUAUCGUGACGCUCUGUCCCCUUGUGAAACUACCGGGAGCCGAGGAUGCUCCUAUUCUAAAACAUCAAAUCAAUGAUAUCCAGGCGUCGCAGUGUGUUCGUGUAAUGGAAAACUAUGAAGAAAUAGAAGAAAAAAUAGAAGAUUUACUUGAUGAUCCACUGAGCAGUAUUCGUCCGUUUCGUAGGAAACUCGAAUUUUUUCGUGAUCAAUUUACCUCGUUCCGGACUGACUUAAUGUUGAAACUCAAAGACGUAGUUGUCAAAAUUCGAAGUGGUGAACAUGAUGUUUCUUUCCUGGGGCAAUUCCUGGACCGCAUUGGCGAUGAACAAUUCGUCUUCCAUCCCAAUCGCAUUGAGUCAUGGCUGGAAGAAAAACACGAAGAGCUUUGCAUGGUGAAAAGAUUUAAAAAUAUACUUACCACUCAGCUAGGAGUUGACAAUAAAGACAGGAUUCUUAUUUUUCCUACCGAGAAAGAAAUUCGUGAACACAUGACAGCUGCAUCCAUUCGUCACGCUGUUCACUUUGUGCUCACGUCGAUGGCAUCCCCGGAAAGUUUUCUUCAGCUCUCUAAAACAACAAGGCUUGAUUUGAGUGAUAAUGCGGGAAAUUCACCUACCGUAGACAAAGACCAGCAAUGGCAUAUGGACAACAACGUCCUUUUGCACAUCGAAGAUGAAAUUUCAGACUAUGUCGAGUUCAUCAAAGCAAACAUAGACGAUCAGAGAAUUGUUUUUGCCAUGAAAGUCCUUGAAGAUCAUGAUAAAGAGUGCACUUCCGGAUCGUCCGUGUUUGUCUAUGAAAAUGGAAUAAUGGUUAGGAAGAAUUACGAGUUGCCCGGAAUUCCUCGUUCAGUCAACAUCGAAUGGGAUGACGAUUCAAACCAGCUCAUUACUUUCUUAGCUCCUGCCAAAGGAGAAAUUCUACAGUAUCGAAUUAAUCGUACCGAGAAUUUAAAGCAUGUGAGCUCCGUCGCCAAAAAACCUGUUUUUGUUUUACCAAUAAAAAAUGCUCUAGCAAUGAUAGAUUGCGGACAAAUGGAGAUCACUGUGACAGCAGAAUGCCUUUACGGCAAAGGACCACCUUACAAAGCCUCCAUCCUUGAAACAUACAUGGGAACGCCACUGGAAUGGUUAGCUAAUCAGGAGUUAAACUGAAAACCGAUGUGGUGAAACGUUACAACACGCUCC
This is a messenger RNA of Daphnia carinata, 2031 nucleotides long. RefSeq names its product neoverrucotoxin subunit alpha-like. NCBI's taxonomy places the organism in Eukaryota, Metazoa, Arthropoda, Branchiopoda, Diplostraca, Daphniidae. The record is from RefSeq and is a predicted model, not a curated record.